AUGGCUGAUGUGAACAGUUUGAGACAGCGGUUGUCACUACUCGUCGAUGAGAUUACACGUGAUAUUCAAGUAAUUGAAACAACACGGAAUUUAAAUUCAAAACAUCGUGUGGAAUUAUCUAUUAAUGAAGCAACACGACUGGCACGCGAUCUUGAACGUCUCGAUUCAAGUUAUGGACGUGAAUAUAAGCAACGUAUCGAUGCUAUUCGUCAACGUUUAGAAAAUGUCAGUCGAAUUCCUGUUCACGGAGCUUGGAAUUCUGGAUUUGAUCCUGAAGUUGAUAGACUUGGACAGCAACAGCGUGAUGCUCUCCUACGUGGUCACGCUUCCUUAGUACGUACUGGUGAAGCAUUAAAUAUCUCUCGACAAACAGCACAUGAAACUGAGCAACUCGGAAAUGAAAUCAUGGCAGAUUUAACUACACAACGUGAAACACUUCUACGUACACAAGACAGAUUGAAUGAAGGAAAUGAGCAUUUGAAAGCUGGUAGCAAAACACUUCGAUUAAUGUAUAGCAGAGUUAUCAUGAACAAAGUACUCCUAAUCACAAUCAUUCUCGUCGAACUUGGUGUUUUAGGUGGUGUUAUCUAUUGGAAAUUCUUUUCAAAAUGA
Messenger RNA from Adineta ricciae, 612 nucleotides. Lineage: Eukaryota; Metazoa; Rotifera; Eurotatoria; Adinetida; Adinetidae. The record is from the annotation of a GenBank genome assembly.